AUGCUAAUAGGCGACUAUAAUGCCAAAGUUGGAAGAGAACCUGGAGAUGAACAUCUAAACAAAAUUAUCGGCAAAUACGGUCUGGGAAAAAGAAAUGUUAGAGGAGAAAGACUGCUGCAAUUCUGCACUGAGAACAACUUUUUCAUCACAAACACGGGGUACGAACAUCAUUCAAGACGACUAUACACCUGGACCUCACCUGGAGGCCUACAUAAAAACCAGAUAGACUACAUCCUAGUAAAAUCCAGAUGGAGGACUUCAGUAAGGAAUACCAGGACUUACCCAGGAAAGGACUGUCACAGUGACCAUCAGUUUCUCGCAGCAGAGCUCCGCAUAAAAUUAAGCAGAUCGCAGCCUAAUAAAACCUUUAGGAAUUGGUCGGGCCUUAAACAUAAUGAAAAUUUCAGAUCAAAGGCUAAAGCAGAAAUCUCCAAAAUAAAUUCACAUACGCAAUCAGACGAUGACUCUAACUCAUUGUGGAACAAAACAAAAACUGCACUGCUAAAAGUGGCAUUACAAACUGAAGCUUCUGUGAAACAGAGGAGGAAAGCAUGGAUUGCAGAAGAAACCUGGAAGAAGAUUGAAUCGCUGAAACAACUCAAGGCCACGGGCUUACACAGACAUGAAGAUAGAGAACAAUAUAGCAGGCUCAACCAAGAUAUCAAACACCAGUGUAGAAAAGACAAAAACAAGUACCUAAACGAUAUAUGCGCCGAAGCUGAGCAACAUUCGCACAACAACGAAUCAAAAGACCUGUUUAACAAAAUCAAGCACAUUACACGCACGUUCAACUCAAAAUCCUGGGCGAUAAGAUCCGAAGCUGGUAAAUUAAUAACAGACAAAGCAGAGAUAAAGGAAAGAUGGAAGAACUACUGCGAAAAAUUAAUGGAAGACACUGGAAACUCAAACAAUGACACAGAAAAAAGCACAUACAAUGGAAAAGAACCUCCCAUACUGAAAGAAGAAGUAAGGACAGCAAUUACCAAGCUGAAGUCCAACAAGUCGCCUGGAGAGGAUGGCAUUGUUGCUGAAAUGCUAACUGCACUUGAGGAAACAGGAGUGGAAUUGUUUCAUAGGAUCUGUCAAAUGAUAUGGGACACCGAUAUUUGGCCCGAUGAUUGGACGAAAUCGGUCUAUGUGCCAAUACACAAGAAGGGACCGAAGGACAUCUGCGAUAAUUAUAGGACAAUAGCUCUAAUCUCACACGCUAGCAAGAGCAAGCCGGCUUUGUCCCGGGACGCGGAACUAGAGAGCAGAUACUAA
This is a messenger RNA of Cylas formicarius (sweet potato weevil), 1263 nucleotides long. RefSeq lists its product as uncharacterized. Bases 1 to 1263 code for a protein of 420 amino acids. NCBI's taxonomy places the organism in Eukaryota, Metazoa, Arthropoda, Insecta, Coleoptera, Brentidae. The record is from RefSeq and is a predicted model, not a curated record. The transcript is spliced from 2 exons.